This is a messenger RNA of Pogona vitticeps (central bearded dragon), 643 nucleotides long. It is a transcript of the gene NDUFB6, whose product is annotated as NADH:ubiquinone oxidoreductase subunit B6. The record is from RefSeq and is a predicted model, not a curated record. Lineage: Eukaryota; Metazoa; Chordata; Lepidosauria; Squamata; Agamidae. Gene Ontology annotation, cellular component: respiratory chain complex I. Gene Ontology annotation, biological process: mitochondrial electron transport, NADH to ubiquinone; mitochondrial ATP synthesis coupled electron transport.
GGUGUAGACGUCAUUUUCUGUGCGCGGCAGGCGCCGCGGUUCGGGCCAAGGUCGCGGGAGCGGAGCGGAGCCGCUCAGUGUCAGAAAUCGGCCCGAAAAGGCCUCUUCCCCUUUAUGUCGUCCCAAGAGUCGGGGCUCAGCCCCGCACGGCAGCCUGGAUGGCUGGACAAAAGCAAAACCGACGAAGAGCUCCGGGCUCACCAGCUCCGUUUGCUCCGGCGCCGCUGGCUCAAGGACCAGGAGCUGAGCCCUCGCGAGCCCGUCGAGCCCCCGCGGAAGCUCGGGCCGGUGGAGAGGUUCUGGGCCGGCUUCCUGGAGCCCGGCUCGUGGUGGAGGCGGCAGGUAUUCAAAACCUACAAUACUGGGGUACGGAUUUUCGUUUAUGUGCUUGUUCCUACUUGGGUUAUUCACUACUACAUAAAAUAUCAUCUAAUGAAAAGGCCACAUGCAGUUCGUUAUCCAUUACCCAAAGUAUAUCCUGGUGAUGUAAUUCAGGAGACAGGUGAAGUUAUUCCCCCACUGGAAAUACCAAGCAGUCAUCAUUAAGACACUCAAGAAUGCUGCAGGCAUUUGUCUUGCUUUUCUAAAAUUUAUUACAUAGUUCCAAAUCCAAUAUAACAAUAAAGUGGCUUCAGUAACACUA